AUCGGAUGCACUACUUUGCAUAAAUAGAUAUGUUAAUGAAAGAAAAAUGUGCAUAAUUUAGAAAUGUAAAUAAAUAAGAAAGCAAGUAUUUAAGGCCCAACAAUGUCAGUCUCGAAAUCAGUUGUUUUUUCAACCGAGUUACAAACUUUCAAACUUCCGUUAGAAAACAAAAAGAAAAAUGGCCAAAUUAUUCCAAAAUAUUUUCUUGGUAUUCGGCAUUGUUCUAGCUUUAGUAGCAGCUUCACAAGCUGAAGAAUGUGAAGGCGCCAACCAAGAGUUUAAUGAUUGUGGUAUUGCCUGUCCCCCAACAUGUGAUGAACCUGGUCCUAAACCAUGUACCUUGCAGUGUGUUCCUGGUUGCCACUGCCAAGACGGCUAUGUACUAAACGAGAGUGAUGAAUGUGUCCUUCCAGAAGCGUGUUAAUUCAAGGAUAUUUGUACUUAAUAAUACAAGUUAAUAUAUUCACAAUUACUAACAUAUAUGAAGUAAAA
Lucilia sericata (common green bottle fly) is the source of this 492-nucleotide messenger RNA. Its product is annotated as chymotrypsin inhibitor-like. The transcript has 2 exons. NCBI's taxonomy places the organism in Eukaryota, Metazoa, Arthropoda, Insecta, Diptera, Calliphoridae. The record is from RefSeq and is a predicted model, not a curated record. The coding region runs from base 179 to 424 and encodes 81 amino acids.